Peniophora sp. CBMAI 1063 is the source of this 462-nucleotide messenger RNA. NCBI's taxonomy places the organism in Eukaryota, Fungi, Basidiomycota, Agaricomycetes, Russulales, Peniophoraceae. The record is from the annotation of a GenBank genome assembly.
ACCCAGGGCGCGCAGAACAGCACCGUCGGGCUUCCCUCGGGCUUCCCGUUCAAACGCGGCGUCGAGGCUCGCCAAUUCAACUUUACCCUCCCCAACCAAUUGCCUGUUGAGGGAACGCUCCCCUUCGGCAUGACCGUCACGCAAGGUGCACAGAACAGCACUGUCGGUCUCCCGUCGGGUUUCCCAUUCAGGCGCCAGUUCAACUUCACCCUACCUAACCAACUCCCCGUCGAUGGUACCCUUCCCUUCGGACUCACCGUCACCCAAGGUGCUCAGAACAGCACCGUCGGCCUCCCUGCGGGCUUCCCGUUCAAGCGCGAUGAUGGUGGCGUGCAAUCGAGGCAGUUCAACUUCACCUUGCCCAAUCAGCUUCCCGUCGAGGGCGAACUGCCCUUCGGCUUGACUGUGACCCAGGGAACGCAGAACAGCACGGUCGGCUUGCCUGCGGGCUUCCCGUUCUGA